CGUCGAUAUAACUUCCGGUAUCGAAAAUCGAAGACUUCUGAGAUUUUUGUGUGUGCAGGAACUAGUCGUCUAUAUUAUUGCCAUUCUUAGAUAGAUUGUAUUUGAUGUAGAAUCAAAAAAAUAAUGUCUAAAACACCAUGAGAUAUACAUAUAACAAACAGUAGAAGUAAGAUAAAAAAAAAGAAAUGGCCAGUUCUGGUGAUGAUGGGACAGACAAAAGUAUCCCUGUGAAUUUUGUUCCAUGUAUUUCUCCAAGAGCAUGUUCUAGUGCUGUGAGUACUGAUUCUGUUGCUAGUGUUCAAGACUCCAUACAACCCGAGGAAGAAUAUCGCUAUGUUGAACUUUCCCAUCCAGCCCAGCUUUUGUCUGGGUUAAGAGACCUACAAAACAGAACACAGUUUUGUGACGUUAUAAUUUCCGUGGAUGGGCAGGAAUUUCCAUGUCAUAAAGUGGUGUUAUCUGCAUUUAGUCAGUAUUUUAGGGCAAUGUUUGGUGGAGGUUUAGCUGAAAGCCAACAAAGAAAAGUUUCACUGAAUGGCGUUGAACCGGCUAUGGUACAAACAUUAAUAGAUUACGGUUAUACGUCUGAGGUGGUGAUUACAAGACAAAAUGUCCAAUCUCUUUUAUCUGCUGCUAAUUUGUUAGAAAUUAUUCCAGUGAAAGAAGCUUGUUGUUUGUACCUUGAAAAAAACAUGGAUGAAUUAAAUUGUGUUGGUAUACACUGCUUUGCCGAACUACAUGCAUGCUCGGAAUUACAACAAAAAUCAAAAGUUUACAUAUUACACCAUUUUCAGUCAGUCUGGCAACAUGAAGAAUUUCUUCAAUUAACCAAAGUAAAAUUAGUCGAAAUUUUAUCUGAUGAUGAUCUCAACAUUGACAAUGAAGAAAUAGUUUAUCAUGCAGCUAUACGAUGGCUUGACCAUGAUGUUGGAAAUCGAAGGAAUGGAUUUGAGAGUGUUUUAGAAUGUGUUCGCCUGCCACUAGUCAGUUGUUAUUUUAUUCAUGAUCAUGUCGAAAGCCAUGAAGUUAUUAAAUGUUCUCAAGCAUGUCAGAAGCUUGUUAAGGAGGCCAAAGAUUUUCAUCUGUUACAGGACAGGAGAGCUGAAUUUUCUAGUCCACGUACAAAAGUUAGGAAAUCUUCAGAUAAAACAGAAGUCAUUGUAGCUGUUGGAGGAGAAGAUGAUAAAGUUGUACUCAGAAGUGUGGAGACCUAUGACCCUAACACAUUGUCAUGGAAACCAUUAGCCUGCCUUCCAUUUGCAAUCAGUAAACACGGAAUUGUAUCAGCAGGUGACAGUUAUCUUUUCCUGGCUGGUGGUGAAUACCCUGAUGGAUCAGCCAACAAAAGUGUAAUGAGAUAUGACCCUUGUCUGGAUGUUUGGACUGAAGUGGCACCAAUGAACAUAGCCAGAUCUGAACUAGGUUUGGUGAUGUUGGACGGAUUUAUGUAUGCUAUAGGGGGCUGGGAUGGUAACGUCAGAUUGGACAGUGUAGAAUAUUACAACAUAGAAACCAACGUCUGGACCAUGAUUCUACCAAUGAAGAUAGCACUAACCAGUCCUGCAUGUGUAUCUCUCAAUGGCAUGUUGUAUGUGACAGGUGGCGCUGUGUUAGAAGAUGGAGAUGGAAUUGACAUUGUACAGCUAUUUAAUCCACGUACCCAGACAUGGAGUGAAAUGAGGUCGAUGAAGAUUCCACGGUCAGGUUCUGGUGCCUGUGUACUGGAUGGAAAAAUCUAUGUCAUAGGAGGAUGGCAUGCUUCCACAGAGAACACAAAGCGAGUAGAAUGUUAUGAUCCAAAGACCAACACAUGGAUAGAAAGAUGUCCUCUACAUGAGAGAAGAUAUAGGCCAGGUGUAGCGGUGGUUGGUGGUAAAAUAUAUGCCUGUGGGGGAGAAGAAGGUUGGGACAGAUAUCAUGAUACAAUUGAAUGCUAUGAUCCUAUAACUGACAGCUGGGAAAUUAUCGGUGAAAUGCAAACCAGUCGUAGUUGGUUAAGCUGUGUUUCCAUGGUGAUACGAAAAGAUCUGAUUGGCAAGGACAGAAAUACAACACACCAGUGCACUGUCUAAUUUAAUGGCAGCCACUAAAAAUAAAAUAAGCAUAAUGUGAUUAUAUAUAUAUGAAACCAUGUGAUUACAUUGAGAAAUACCAUUUGAGGCUCACUUAUUGAUUGCAAAUCAAUGUGUGUUCUUGAACUUUUGACUUCUGGUUUCAACAGUAGGCUUCAGGAUGUUUGUUGCUCUGUUUCAAAAUAACAAGCUUUUAAAAAGACUGUUAUAAAUGGUAUACUGUGGAUUCAUUAUUAUUCGUUGGAUACCAAUUUUCGUGGGUACAGGUGAACCACGAAUUCAAAUGUUCAAGGAAUUGCAAAUUUUCUAAAGGCUUUGUAUGCACACAUUGGCAAAACCACGAAAUCAAAUAUCCACGAAAUUGCACAUUUUCCUCUAUCCACGAAAAUUGAUACUCACUAAAAUAAAUGAAUCCACGGUAUAAAUGACAGAACUAAAAAGCAGAGAAAAAUGAAGGUCUGUGUCCUUGUUUUUGAGAUAUAAGCUAUUGAAAAUUUGGUGGAAAAUGAUUCACUCUAGAUUUUUCAUACAUCUAAUAUUGGCCUUUUUUCUUCAUUCAAAAACAAUGAAAAAAUAACAAGGAUUUUAUAAGAUUUUCAAAGUAUAUGUAAUCAAGUUAUGGGGAAAAAAAGUAGGGGUUAGCAGGCAAAAUCUUUAUUGGCACUUCACAGAAAAAACCAGAGGAGUCUGAAUAUUUGAAAAAAGUGAAAAACUGUGUCAGCGACCAUCCUUAAAUGAGUUUAUAUUGUCUGUAAUUGAUUGACAGAUGAUUUGUGCAUUGUAACUUUUCAAUGCAUGGCAAAUAACCUUUUACAGUACUAUGGAAAAUAUUUUAUUCAUGGGAUACCAACUUUCUGGAAUUUAUAAGUAUAGGUUAAACACGCAUUUAGGUGGGCUAUGAGUACACAUUUUCUGUAUGCUUGUUUGCUAACUUUGAAAAAAACCACGAAAAUCAGAUAUCAAAGAAAAUACCAUUUUUUCUCAAUCCACUAAACUUGGUUUAAGGGAAACAAAUUAUCUACAGUAUGUUCAACAUAUAAGGAAAUUUUUAUCAUUUAAGGAAAUGAAAUUUUUUCCUGAUUUUUUAAUAUCACAAUAGUAGAUGUUUGAAGCCACUGAAGUUAGCUGGUUCUAAUGUGAGGUCAGUUGUUUAAAAGUCAGUGAGCGCAAAUUUGUAUACAACAUCUUGAUUUGUCAUUAAUGAAGGCAGAUAGUACUAAGUCAGUCUAAUUAUGAAACUAGUGGCAAAGUGAAGAAUAAAAUUAUUUUGAUUUUGGAUUAGAUAUUGAAGUUUUGAAUGAUAAGUUUAACCUAGUAUAUCAUCCUUUAUCGUUUUAUCUAAUUGAGAAAACCAACUAGGAUACAUGUUCUUUUUUUAGUGGGUGGGGGUGGGGGGGGUGGUGAUUCAACAAUCAAUCAAUGAAUCAAUGAAUCACAGUUUGAACAAAAUCAUGUGCCAAAGUUUCAAUUUGAAAAUAAAACAAUCGUGUAAUUUUUCCUGUAUUUAUUUAGUAAUUAAUUGUUAAGGGGGUACAGAACACAUAAAGGAGUUAACUCUUCCUAAAUCAGCUGAACAUUUUAAUCACAAAUUAUUAGUAAAGAGAAAUCAAGCUUCUUAAUGAUCAAAAUUAGUGUUUGUCAAACUGCUAUAUAUCCAAUGAAAUUAUUCCUGUUAAUUGUGUGGUUCAAAUUUUUUGUAACAGCUCCAAAUAAUUAUUUUGUCAGUUUUAUGAAAAUUAAACGAGGCCAAAUCUUUUUUAGUCAAAGUGUUGGGUACCCCCUUUAUUAUAGAUAUAAGUAUUAAGAAUACUGUUUUAGCUGAUACAUUGAAUGCAUAAUAUUUCCAGCCAGGUAAUAUAUAUAUAGUUAUUGCUAUUUUGUGUAUUUUCCCUUUGAUUUUGUUUUGGAUAAUUUUUCAAAUCAUACUACUUGCUAUUAGCUUCUGAGGGCUCACGUGCCAUUGCCAAUGUAAACAUCAACGACAUCAUUGGAAAAAUAGCAAUAAACAGAUUAUCAAUGGUCAUUCAAACUCUAGGAUGUUUCUCAGUGACAUCUUAUCUCAGGGCUGUCGCCCUUCAAUGAGAUUGUAGCUGAGAAACACCCUCUUGUUUAAAAAACCAUCAGUAAUCUAUAAAUAUUCCAGUAAUUGUUAACAGUAAGAUCUGAGUAGAAAGAAUAAUCUUUUACAAUCUGUAAAUUUAGAUUAUUUUUGUAACAAUUCAUUACUGUUAAUAUUUCAUGCAAUAUGAGAUGAGAGGUUAAUUUUUCAUUCAUACAUAGAUUUACGUUAUAUAUAUGAAAAUUUAUCAAUUUUUAGCUAUAAAUUAUAACCUUUACGUCUAAUUUUGUGUAGAUGGUAGGCUAUUGAUCUCAGCUGUUAGAUUUUAUCUUUUUAUUUUUGUGCAGGAGAGGGGUGGGGAUGACGAGUUUGUCAUGUUCUAUAGUAGUGUGUCUGUUGUUGAAGACUAUGGGUUGACCUCUGGAUGUCUUAUCAUGUGUUGUGUGUUAACAUUUCUGUCUCAUUGAUGUAUACCAAUUAUCUCCCUUGAUUCAUAUUGAAUACUGAGUGUUUUAAUGUCCAAUUUUCAUAGGGAUAUUUCUCUUGAAAGCAAAUUGUUAAACUCACAUUUUAUUUUGGUGAGUUUAAAAAAUUAUGUUACAUAUACUUUUAUUAUAGUAUAUCAAUACUUUUUGACUACAUUUUGUAUGUGAAUAGAGUUGAAUCAUUUGCAGAAAAAAGAGGAAAAUACAUAAUUUUUUUUUAUAUAUAUUUCAUAUUCCCAAGGAGAAUAACUGCAAAACCCAGCAAAGUGAAUUUAAGUAUUAAAUUGACAUUAAAUGUCAUCAGUACAAUUUCUGUUGGAUGAUAAAUUUGAAAACGAUAAAUUCAGAACUUACUGCAUGCCUUCAUUUUUUUAGAUUGUCUAGCAAUGGACACAAACACGAGAUUAAUUUUUACAAUAUCAGGAAACGCUGCACAUAAAUAAUGCUAUUGAAAUUGAAAAUAUAAGGUUAUAUUUAUAUGAAACCUAUUCUGUUGCAAUUUUCAAAAUGAUUAAAAUUUCAGAAAAAUUUCUUCAUUUACAGUAUCAUAUUUUUGACAAUGUAAAGAGAUCUGUUUGAAACAAUUUUACUAGCAUUACAAAACAUCUGACAUAUAAAGUUCACCAAUUGAUUAAAUAUCACAAGAAACCACACUGUUCCCUUUUAAAAAAAAACAUAUAUUUCAAUUGAAAAAUUUAGUCCGUUGAAAAGUGUCAAUAUUGAGUCACCAGGUUAUAUUUCACAUGUAAAACUGGAAGGGUAGUAUUUUAAACAUACUACAAUUGAAGAUUGCAUGCAGUGUAUGCUAUGUGAUUUUUUAACCUUAUAUUGAAAUUUCAGAGGUGAUUUUAUUGGAAUUGUGAAAGAAAAAGUUGUCAUAUCAUGUAAUGUCAGGGAGGAGUUUAUUUUUCUAUGUUCAGAUCAGGGAUACUUUUAUUACAAUCUGUAAAUUCUGUAACAAUAAUUGUGUGUUUGUAUGAUGUUAUGAAAUUUUUUUUUAAUAACACCAGUAUUAAUAUUAUUGUCUUGAUUUAAUUGGAUAAUGUUGAUUUCAUAACUGUAUUUUUAAAAUCAGAUUUUGUAUUGUCCAUUCAUUAACUUCCCAGUCCAACGACUUCUAUCAAAUCAUAUGUGUUUGUGUAUAAGGUAUUCAAUACUCAAAUCCUACGUACAGGUCAGGGGUUUCAGUGAGAAAAAAAUAUCUUCUGAAUCGAGGAAAAAAAAUCUACAUUUACCAGCACACGUUAUACACAAUCACCACUACACUGGUAUUAGUUUGUGCACUGUAUAUGUAUCUGCAUGUAUCAAUGUACAAUACAUGCAAGGUUUGUUAAAGUAAACCAAAUGAAUGUCCAAACCAUACGUGGUACAUGAUUGCUCUUACGCCUAUUUUGAAACAUGCUCCAAGCAAUCUCAGACUUCUCCAUACUGGAGGCCAAAGCUGAAAUAGCAAAAUCUAACUGAACUGUAUGGGACUAUGGAUUUAAUCAUUUGUUUCGGAUAUCAGCUUUUCUGUAUUGAGGCAAAAAUGCAUUUUGAUGAAUACUUGAUCUAAUGACUUUAACAAAUUCUGCAUACUAACUUAAAAAUGAAAUUUGUAUUUGCUUUAGCACUUUAGGUGAAGGUACAGUAAAUUCGUUUUUUUUUUAGGAAAAUCUAUUCAUUUUACAACUUGUACAAUUUAAGAUUUGAUGAUUUUAAGACAAAUUAAUGAUUUUUUUUCUCCAAUUUUAUUUGCUUUCUAUAUACAAAUGUUCACCUAUUUUGAAAAAAAUCAUACAAUUAUAUUUGAGAGAACCAGAGAUAUAAAAUGCAUUUUUUAUUCUAUUUUUAGGUAUACAUUGUACUUCAAUUAGCCAAAGUUUUUGCAAAAUGCUACCCAAAUCUGUGACAGCCCAUUUACUUACUUGACCUUAAUUUGUUCACCUUUUCAGAUGAAAUCCAUGAAAUCUAAUACUGUAAAUUCAGAAAUUAUUGCGUGAAUUUAUUAUUGCCAUCUUUGAAGACAGGACAAAAAUGUGAGAUUAAUUAUUGUGAUUUCAGGAAAAUCUGCAUACAAUUAUAUGUAUCUUCUAUCUGAACGUGAGUUCUUAUUAUUGCGAAAAUCAACAUGUCUUAUUAUUUGCAUUAAUAAAAACCUUGCAAUAAUUUCUGAAUUUACAGUAUUCUCAUUGCUGAUUAUGACUAAACAUUAUUUGCUAUGUUAUUUGUAUUAUGAAUGUAAAUUCGAUUACUGCAGCCAAUCAAUCUGAUUAAAAUACAGAUCCUGUGUCCAUGUUUUGCUUAUAAGGAUCUGACAACACUCAGUUCUAAUUUUUCUCAAUUUUGGGUCCUAAAUGCUAUUCAACUGCAUACUUUAUUGGGCUUUGAUUCGAGUGUCACUGAUGAGUCUUUUGAAAUUUGGGCUCUGGUAAUUAUUACAUCAGCCAAUGAAAUUUCAGCCUUCAAAUUUUUGAAGGUGUGAAUCAUGACGACAAAACCAGAAAAUUCUGAAAAGUCUUUAAAACAGAAAAUUAAAUUGAUUGUUGUAAGAGCCUUGUAAGCAAAGCGUGGACACAGGAUCCGUAUUUUAAUAUAGUUGCAGCCAAUUGGUUUUGACAGUUCCCAGUUAGGGAUUGUCAGUUUUAUAACGGAGGAUUUGCCAAGCAUUGCCAUUGUUUUAAAGUUGUAAUGCAGAGAGUUGAGAGUUGUUUCAAUCCAUGUUAUGUUAUGGUAGACUUAUUUUCUUUUAAUUUGAUGACUUUUAUGGAACAUUUGCCAAAUGUAAAUGUUCUGAAGAUCUGCAAUAAAUGUUUCUUUUCAUGCAAAGCAUGAUGAUUUCAGAA
This is a messenger RNA of Mytilus californianus (California mussel), 7441 nucleotides long. Its product is annotated as kelch-like protein diablo. NCBI's taxonomy places the organism in Eukaryota, Metazoa, Mollusca, Bivalvia, Mytilida, Mytilidae. The transcript is spliced from 8 exons. Gene Ontology annotation, molecular function: protein binding. The record is from RefSeq and is a predicted model, not a curated record. The coding region runs from base 186 to 2072 and encodes 628 amino acids.